Brassica oleracea var. oleracea is the source of this 742-nucleotide messenger RNA. Its product is annotated as CASP-like protein 3A1. The record is from RefSeq and is a predicted model, not a curated record. The coding region runs from base 17 to 643 and encodes 208 amino acids. NCBI's taxonomy places the organism in Eukaryota, Viridiplantae, Streptophyta, Magnoliopsida, Brassicales, Brassicaceae. The transcript has 2 exons.
AUCAUUCUGAUACGCCAUGGCGAAAGCAACAGAGCAGAAGAAAAACUCUAUAACAGUGGAAGAGACGAAGCUUGACAUACGCGAUGUGGUCACCACAACAUACGACGAGGAUAACCGUCACGGAGGCACACGCAAUGACGUGGCAAUGGUUGUGCUACGAGCCAUGUGCAUGGCCGUAUCGGCUGUGUCUUUGUUGUUAAUGGUGACAGCCCGUGAGACUACCAUGACAACUCUCUACGGUUUCGAGUUUCAGCUCCACGCCGUUUGGUCUCUCUCAGAUUCCCUCAUAUAUCUAGUGGUGGUUACAUCAGCGACGGUUAUUUACUCAUCCGUGCAACUGGUUUUAAGUGGGACCAGACUAAUGAGAAAAACACCGGUUGUUCCGACAAGAACACAAGCAUGGUUUUGUUUCAUUGCAGAUCAGAUACUGGGAUGUGCGAUGGUGAGUGGAGGAUCAGCGGCUUUAGGUGUGACGAAUAUGAACAGAACAGGAAUCAGACACAUGCCUAUUCCAAAUUUCUGCAAGUCUCUCGGUUUCUUCUGUGACCAUCUCGCAAUCUCCGUCGUCUUCGCCUUGCUCGCGUUUCUCCUCCUCGCAGCUUCUUCUAUUCUCGACGUUCUCCGUCUCUCAGGCGACUGCUAGAGAAUUAUUACUGUUUUACCCUUUUAUGUCUUCUUAAUGAUGGUCUUUCUUUUUGAUAUUUUUGUUUGUUCUAGUUGAUGUCAGUGAAUCUUCCAGUUC